This is a messenger RNA of Punica granatum (pomegranate), 5133 nucleotides long. The record is from RefSeq and is a predicted model, not a curated record. Lineage: Eukaryota; Viridiplantae; Streptophyta; Magnoliopsida; Myrtales; Lythraceae.
AACCAAACCAUAUAAUGCCAUGAUCUGCUCUUCUUUAUCUCUGCUCGGUUCUGUCCUAUGCUCUUCAUUACUGUUGUGUUCACUACCCAACUCUUUCAACUUUGAGAGAAACAAGCUUCAGUCUUGACCAACAAUCUCUGCUCUGUAUGGGAUAAGUUCUUGGACGUAAGUCACGUAACCAUGGAGGCCUUCUGGACUCUGUUCUGCAAUGCUGCUAAAUGUUCGGGUGACAAUGCCAAGAACGGGUGUGGCUUGGUCAUCAACCCAUAUUCUUGCAUCAACCAAAUUCUGGUCAUUUCAAUUGAUGCCUUGCUUCUGUUAGUUUUCCUGGUCAUCUUGAUAUGCAAAUCAUGCUCCUCGAAAAAAUCCAUAGCUCCGUCCCAGUCAGCUCAUUCUAGCCCCUUACGGAUUGCUGCCGCCAGUUUCAAUGGGCUGCUGAGUUUGGGCUAUUUCAGUUUUGGGAUUUGGAUUAUCUAUGAGAAGACAAAAACGGAGCAGACUGUUCUUCCCCUACACGAAUGGCUAACGGUCCUCUUCCAUGGGCUCGGUUGGUUGCUACUAAGCUUGACCGUUAGCAUUAGAAAGCUAUACUUUCCAUUCGUGGGUUUAACCAGAUUUUACGCUGUUAUCGGCUCGUUGUUCGCCGGAUUUCUUUUCAUUUCAUGCGUCUGGGAAGUACUGGUGAAGAAGUUGGUCACUGUGGGAUUAAUCUUGGACAUAUUGUCCCUUCCGGGGGCAAUUCUAUUGCUAUUGUGCGUGCUCGAGAGACAAGAUCACGGGGACUCCAAUGGAGCCCUUUACGAGCCUCUCCAAGGAAGGGAGCCUGAAGAAACUGUCGAACUAAAGGAUGACAUUACCCCUUUCGCUUAUGCAGGACUUCCAAGCAAACUGACAUUUUGGUGGUUAAAUCCUCUUAUGAAGAAGGGGAAGCACAAGAUUCUCCAGGAGGAUGAUAUCCCACUUCUAAGGAGAGAGGAUCGAGCCGAGACUUGCUACUCAAGAUUUAUGGAACGAAUUCAGAAAAACAAGAAGGACGGAUCGAGCGAUGCCUCCUCGAUGCUGUGGGCAAUAGUUUAUGUAGAGAGGAAGGGUAUUCUGGCCUCGGGAAUUCUCGCAUUGAUCAAGGUUUUGGCCCUGGCAACAGGUCCACUGUUCCUCAGUACUUUCGUCAAGUUGGUCCUGGGCGAGCAGGCCUUUGAGUAUGAGGGCUACGCCCUAACCGCAGGUUUGUUCUUAGUAAAGUGCUUGGAGUCUUUCUCUGAAAGACAAUGGUACUUUCAGACCCAACUCAUUGGGCUUCGGGUCCGGUCCUUCCUAUCAGCUGCAAUCUGUGGGAAGCAAUUGAAGAUCUCAAAUGCUGCUAAGAUUACUCAUUCUCCGGGUGAGAUCGUGACUCUCGUUACAUCAGAUGCCUAUAGGAUUGGUGAGUUCCCAUAUUGGUUCCACCAAAUAUGGUCCACGAGCCUCCAACUGUGCCUCGCACUUGCCAUAGUCUAUUAUGCCGUGGGAUUGGCGACUUUGGCUGCUUUGGUCGUAAUAAUUCUAUUGGUGGUUGGGAGUUCUCCUUUGGCGAAAUUGCAGCACAAGUACCAAAAGAAACUCAUGGAAGCACAAAGUCGGAGGGUAAAGGCCACCACGGAGGCGCUCGCCAACAUGAAGGUGUUGAAGCUGUAUGCCUGGGAGACACAUUUUAAGGAUGUGGUGGAAAAGCUGAGGAAGGAAGAGUCAGAGUGGAUUGACAAAGUAUUAGCCCAGAAAGGCUACUACUUGGUCCUCUUCUGGUCGUCCCCGAUCCUCGUCCCGGCAGUCACAUUCUGGGUCUGCUACUUGUUGGGUAUCUCUCUGAAUGCAGGCAAUGUGUUCACAUUCCUCGCUAGUCUUCGGAUAGUUCAGGAGCCAGUUAGGCUGAUCCCUGAUGUGGUUGGGGCCUUCAUUCAGGCUAAGGUUUCCUUCUAUCGGAUUGUGAACUUUCUUGAGACUCCGGAGUUGCAGAAUAAGAAUGUGAAGCAAAAGAAGCGUGAAUGGGGAUUGGAUGAGGCGGCGGUUAUUGUGGACGCAACCGAGAUAUCAUGGGACUCGAACCUGAGCUCAGUGAAAGCAACUCUGAGGAAUGUUAAUUUGACAGUUAAGCCUGCAGAAAAGGUUGCUAUAUGUGGAGAAGUUGGAUCAGGGAAAUCAACUCUUCUGGCGACCAUUCUCGGAGAAGUAGCAUAUGUCAAUGGAACAGUUCAGGUCCAUGGAAGGAUGGCGUACGUCUCGCAAACAGCAUGGAUACAGACAGGAACUAUUCAAGAAAACAUCCUCUUCGGGUCACCUAUGGAAUCUGCUAGAUACCUGGAGACAAUUCGGAGGUGCGCCCUAGAGAAAGAUCUUGAAAUGCUUCCGUUUGGCGAUCUGACAGUUAUCGGAGAGCGAGGUGUGAAUCUGAGUGGCGGGCAAAAGCAGAGGAUCCAGCUCGCCCGAGCCCUUUAUCAGGAUGCUGACGUUUUUCUUUUGGAUGAUCCAUUCAGUGCUGUAGAUGCCCACACAGCGACAAGCUUAUUCAAUGAAUAUGUUAUGGAAGCAUUGUCCGGAAAGACAGUUUUGCUUGUUACUCAUCAAGUUGACUUCCUCCCAGCUUUUAAUUCCAUCCUGCUAAUGUCCUCUGGGGAAAUCUUAAGAACCGGUAGUUAUGAUCAUUUGAUGGCUUUGUCCCCAGAGUUUCAGGAUCUCGUCAAUGCACACAACACAACCGCUGGUUCCAAUCAGCAAAUUGAGGGCCCCCUCUCUAGGAAAGAACGAUACAGCAAGGAAGAGAUCGAGAAAAUCGAAGUGAAGGAAAGCUUUGAAGCCUCUUCAGGGGACCAGUUGAUUAAGGAAGAAGAACGGGAGGUUGGAGACACCGGCCUUAAGCCUUACAUACAAUACCUUAAACAUGACAAAGGCUUCUUGUACUUCACCAUUUCAAUGCUUGCUCAUGCCAUCUUUAUCAUUGGGCAAUUGGCUCAAAAUUAUUGGCUGGCAUCAAUUAUUGGGAACUCUAGCGUGAGCAGCGCAGAGCUAAACUCGGUUUACACUGGGAUUGGGCUCUUAAUAGCGGUCAUCCUUUUGUUCCGAUCAUACAUCGUAGUUCGCUUAGGCAUCAGUGCAUCGGAGUCUAUAUCGACUCAGUUGCUGCAAUCUCUCUUUCGUGCUCCAAUGUCGUUUUACGACUCCACACCUCUUGGGAGGAUCCUCAGUCGGGUAUCUGCAGAUCUAAAUAUUAUCGACACUGAUGUGGCUUUCAGAAUGAAUAUUGCAUUUGGGUCGACAAUGAACGCGUACUCCAGCUACGUGAUACUUAUAUUUCUUACAUGGCCGACUGCUUUCAUUGUCAUACCUAUGAUUUAUCUUACAAUCGUAAUACAGAAAUACUAUUAUGCUUCCUCGAGGGAAUUGAUGCGGUUGGAUGGCACGACAAAGUCCUUCCUAGCGAGCCAUGUAGCCGAAUCCAUUGCCGGUGUGAUGACAAUAAGGGCUUUCGGGGAGGAAGAUCGUUUCUUCUCGAAGAGUUUACGACUCAUCGAUGCAAAUGCAAGUCAAGAGUUCCACACAUUCUCUGCAAAGGAAUGGCUGGUCCAGCGGCUUGAAAUCCUCUGUGCCAUCGUCCUCUCAUCUUCAGCACUCGCAAUCACACUGCUCUACCUCGGAUCUUCAUACUCGGGUUUCACUGGGAUGGCAUUAUUGUAUGGUCUGUCACUAAAUGUGUUCCUGGUGACCGCUGUCCAAUUCCAAUGCAUACUCUCCAGUCUUCUCAUUUCGGUUGAAAGAGUAGAGCAGUAUAUGCACAUCAAGAGCGAGGCUCCUGAAGUAAUCGAAGGCUAUAGGUCCGAUUCCAACUGGCCUUCUACCGGCAAUUUAAGGAUAUGUGAUUUAAAGGUUCGAUAUCGGCCUGGGGCCCCAUUAGUACUUCGGGGGAUAAGUUGCAACAUAGAAGGCGGGCACAAGGUUGGUAUUGUUGGCAGGACAGGUAGCGGAAAAACUACCCUUAUCAGCACACUGUUCCGUUUAGUUGAACCAACGGAGGGCAAGAUCAUUGUUGAUGAUCUAGACAUCUGCAAAAUCGGGCUCCAUGACCUCAGGUCACAUUUUGGGGUCAUACCACAAGAUCCAACCCUUUUCGAUGGGACAGUGAGGUACAACCUAGACCCGUUAGCGGAGCACACUGAUGAUGAGAUUUGGAAGGUUCUUGGCAAAUGCCAGCUCCGGGAGGCCGUACAAGAGAAGGACAAUGGCCUCAACUCUCUAGUUGUGCAGGAUGGGUCAAACUGGAGUAUGGGACAGAGGCAACUGUUCUGCUUGGGACGUGCAUUGUUGAAGAGAAGGCGGAUACUGGUUCUUGAUGAAGCCACAGCAUCUAUUGACAAUGCGACUGAUUCAAUCCUCCAGAGAACGAUUCGAACAGAAUUUGCUGACUGUACGGUCAUAACAGUAGCCCACAGAGUACCGACCGUUGUGGACUGCACGAUGGUUCUCGGCAUGAGUGAUGGAAAACUGGUGGAGUACGAUGAGCCGAUGAAGCUGAUAAAUAAAGAGGGUUCACUGUUUGGGCAGCUUUACAAGGAGUACUGGUUUCGAACUGCGAAUGCAAGCAAUUACUUGGAGGGUUAGUGGAGACAAUCCACCUGUUGGUUUUUGAAAAUCAGGAAUUUUGGCUAAUAAAGCAUUGUAAUAUAUAUUUAGCGGGAGGCAGUUUAAGGCGUAAAAAUAAAGGACAACGGAUUGGAGGAAUCCCACCAAUGCAAGGAACGAACAAAUAUCAGUUGCUUUUCUCUGGAUGGAGUGAUUCGGAGUAAGAGGAUUUGAAGAGAGUUCUAUUCCACUAUAUCCUACUACUUAAAUCACCAGUUCUCGGCUUCCUAUUUUAUCUGUUGCUGCACUAUAUACUUAAUAGAAAUGCAGUUGGGAUGUACAAUUUUCAGUAGUCUCAUAAGGUUGUUGAUUUUCUCUGGACGAUGAUGGCGAGGAAAUAGCUUACACUUUACAGAUGGAGAGGAAGGGAAUUGAUAGGGUAAGUUGAUUAAACAUGAUGAAAAACAUCUGGGUCAUCAGUCAAUAGAUAUUCAUGAUUCCAUGGAAAAUCCAUCAUAGCAGGCUUCAAGGAUCGAUAUGCAA